UAUAUUUCAUUAAUCAACAGAGGAUGUGAAACUUAACCCUUGUCAUAAAUUUGAAUUGCAUCGGUGGUCAUUGAGUAGCGUGGCGAAAAGCAGUGAGAAAUGACAAUAUAGAAAGUUACAAUUUAUGUAUGCAUUUAAGUAAACAAAAUUAUUUUUCUAUGUUAACUGUGAUAAAAUUCAUCUAAUAAAAAAUUUGUGGAUAAGUAAAUAUGAUAUCCUCGUGGUGCUAUUUUGUUGUAUCUGUUGCCUUAUUAAUUGGAUUUCUUCGAAAAUGUCGUGAAUGUACUUGGGGAAGAUGUAAGAAUACGAGUAGUUUAGAAGGUAGAGUUUUUAUUGUAACAGGAGCUAAUUCUGGUAUUGGUAAGGAGACUGUAAAAGAAUUAGCUAAAAGAAAAGCUACAGUUGUUAUGGCUUGUCGAAACAUGCAAAAUGCUAAAAAUGUUAUUUCUGAGAUACGUCAUCAAACUCCUAAUGGUGAACUGUUUCCGAUGGAAUUAGAUCUUGCAUCACUUUCAUCAAUCAGAGAAUUUGCAGCCCAAGUUUUAAAAAUUUUUCCUGAAAUUCAUGUAUUAAUUAAUAACGCUGGAGUAUACAGACCUCUUAGGGAUCAUGCGUUUACUGAAGAUGGAUUUGAAAUUCACUUUGGUGUUAAUUAUCUUGGACAUUUCUUAUUAACCAACUUACUUAUAGAACGUCUUAAAGAAAGUGCACCUAGCAGAGUAGUAAUUAUAACUUCUAAACUUCUGGAAUCAGGUGUUAUUGAUUUUUCUAAUUUAAAUGGUGAAAAGCGUAUAACGACUAAAAGACGUAUGAAUCCAGGUUAUUGUAACUCUAAAUUAGCGAAUGUGUAUUUCGGCAUAGAACUUGCUAAGAGAAUGAAAGAUUACAACGUUAACGUUUAUAUGGUUUGUCCUGGAUUUGCUUACACAGGAUUAUUCAGAAAUGUUAAACGAAGUCGAUUUCAUUAUAUUUUGUUCUUGCCAAUCGCUUUAUUAUUCCUAAGAACUGCAAAUCAGGGAGCGCAGACUGGGUUACAUUGUGCCAUUGAACCUUCCUUAGCCGAUGAAAGUGGACAUAUUUAUCGAAACUGCGAACUUUAUAAAUGUGAUAAGGAAUUCGAUCCCGAAGUAGCGCUUCAAUUAUGGGAAGUAAGCGAAAAAUUGACUGCUGCCAAAGAGACUGCUAAAUAAGUCAUUUUGUCUGAUUCGCAUCAUUUUACUGUAAAUGAUUUGGCCCAUUCAAAGUUUAUUUUUGUAUAUAAAUAAGUACUGUAAUAGAGGUGGUAUAUAUUUUUAUUACCACUAUUCUUUUUAAUGAAAGAAAAGAAACCCAUGUUUAUUUAUAAUUUUAUGAAUUUUUACAUUAUUGCCGAUUCAGUGAGUUAAUAAAUAAAUUAAAUAUGCGCAAUAAUAAUUCCAACAGAAUAUUAUAAUAUUCUGUAUAGCGUAGCCAACUAAACUUAAAUAGUUUAAAGAACAAAUAGAAUGUUACGAAUAAAAGUCUUCAAGAA
This is a messenger RNA of Polistes canadensis, 1510 nucleotides long. Its product is annotated as retinol dehydrogenase 11-like. The coding region runs from base 210 to 1190 and encodes 326 amino acids. The record is from RefSeq and is a predicted model, not a curated record. Lineage: Eukaryota; Metazoa; Arthropoda; Insecta; Hymenoptera; Vespidae. The transcript is spliced from 6 exons.